UUUCUAUUAGUUGCAAUGUUUUGGUGAAGGUGUUAAAUUCAGACCAAUUAGUAGCUAUCAAAAACAUCUGGGACAAGAUCUACCUACAUUGGCUGAUAAUUAACGUACUGAGUUGAUUGUUCGUUCAAUGGUCGUUUCCUAAUCAACAUGCAUCGCUUUUUGGAACCAAUGCCACGCACAAUUCUUCAUUCAUUUUUACUGGUUUAUGGUUUAAACUGAAAGAAUCACUGCGAUCGAAAUUCUGGAUUUGUUUUUUUUUCUUUUUUUCGCUAGAAAAUGAACAUUAUAAAUGCAAUACUUAACUCCAUUUUUUUUUCUGAUAUAUUGUUUAGUUAUUUUUUUAUUUUGAUUUUCUUUAUAAAACCUCAUAAUUUUUAAUAUUUUUACUCAAUUGACAAUUCUAUUUAUUAUUUGCUGGAAAUUGUUUAAAAAUGGGCUCUGAUUCUACCAUCAAGAACGAUAAACAAAUCAAGGAAAAUGUGAAAGAAGUGAAAAAGAAAGUGAAAAAAGAAAGACAAGUUGAAAAUGCUGAGGAUUUUUUAUUCAAACGUUCAAUUCCUGUUCCUGAUGAUUUUGUGAAAGUCCAAGGCAUUGACUACUUCCAACCAAGUGCAUUUAAUAUGAACGCAAAAGAUUUGGUAAAAUCAAUGAGAACUACUGGCUAUCAAGCAAGCUCUCUUGGAAAAGCUUGUGAAAUUAUCAAUGAAAUGAGAAAAUGGAGAGGUAAACACAUCUCAGAAUUAUCUGAUGAAGAAAAAACCAAAGGUAAAUUCGAUGAAAAGGGUUAUCAGAGAACUACAAUCUUCUUGGGCUACACUUCAAAUUUGAUCUCUUCCGGUUUAAGAGAAACUAUUAGAUAUUUGGUUCAAAAUAAAUUUGUUGACAUCUUGGUUACAACUGCUGGUGGUAUCGAAGAAGAUUUAAUCAAAUGUCUUGGUUCAACUUAUUUAGGUGAUUUUAGCUUACCUGGGAAACAAUUAAGAAAAGAUGGCAUGAAUCGAAUUGGUAAUUUAAUUAUUCCAAAUGAUAACUAUGUGGAAUUUGAAAAUUGGAUCAACCCAAUUUUAGAUCGAAUGUUAAUUGAACAAGAAGAAGCUGCUGCAAAGGACCCAAAGUUUCUUGAAUAUGGCACUAAAAGCUUUUGGACCCCAUCAAAAAUGAUUGCUAGAUUCGGUAAAGAGAUUAAUGAUGAAUCAAGUGUCUUGUAUUGGGCUUAUAAAAAUAAAAUUCCAAUUUUAUGCCCCGCUAUUACUGAUGGUUCAAUUGGUGAUAUGUUGUUUUUCCAUACCUUUAAAAAAUCCCCAAAACAAAUUAGAUUGGAUAUUGUUCACGAUGUUCGUAUUAUAGAUACCGCUGCCAUUGAGGCUAACCAUGCUGGUAUGAUAAUAUUAGGCGGUGGUUUGAUCAAACACCAUAUUGCUAAUGCUUGUUUAAUGAGAAAUGGUGCUGAUUAUGCUGUUUAUAUCAAUACUGGUCAAGAAUUCGACGGUUCAGAUGCUGGUGCAAGACCCGAUGAAGCUAUUUCUUGGGGUAAAAUUAAAGCUGAUGCUCUUCAUACCAAAGUUUAUGUUGAAGCAACUGUUGCUUUCCCAUUAAUUGUUGCAGCCACUUUUGCUUCCAAAAAACCCAAAGCAAUCCGUGGCUCUUCUCGUUUAUAGAGGUUUUGUCUUUUGUUUUUUUUACUUUAUUUUGUCUUAUUUUUAUUAUUAUUAGAAUUUACAUAUAAAUGAACUUUUUAAAUUUGUUUUUUUAUAAAAGGACGUUAUGUUCAUUAAAACCAGUGGUUAUCAUUGUGUGUACAAUAAAUAAACAUACUAAUUAC
Molecule: messenger RNA, 1822 nt
Organism: Ascoidea rubescens DSM 1968
Lineage: Eukaryota; Fungi; Ascomycota; Saccharomycetes; Ascoideales; Ascoideaceae
Product: deoxyhypusine synthase family protein
Exons: 1
Coding region: 432-1658 (408 amino acids)
Biological process (GO): peptidyl-hypusine biosynthetic process
Cellular component (GO): cytoplasm
Molecular function (GO): deoxyhypusine synthase activity
Source: RefSeq, a predicted model, not a curated record